Balaenoptera musculus (blue whale) is the source of this 435-nucleotide messenger RNA. RefSeq names its product putative G antigen family E member 3. The transcript has a single exon. The record is from RefSeq and is a predicted model, not a curated record. Lineage: Eukaryota; Metazoa; Chordata; Mammalia; Artiodactyla; Balaenopteridae.
GAUCGUGUUCCUGCCAUUUGGAUUCUUCCUUGCUGAAUGAAACUCAGCCAAUAGAUCCUCAUAGCAAUACUCCUGGGAGUUAAGUUGGGAAAUAUGAGUGGGCAUGUAAGAGCAAAAUCCAAAUCUGCAGGAAGAAGAAAUGACGGAGAGUCUUCCCAGCCGAUUAGACCUCUGGUUGCUCAGCAGCCCAGUGAUAAACAACCUCACCUAGAAGAACCACAAACUGAGAGUCAGGAUAUUAUACCUGCUUAUGACAUUGAAGAUGAAGAAGCAUCUGUAGCUCAAAGGGCUGAUAUGGAAGCUGAUCAAUAGAAACUGGUUCUCUUGGAGACUGUGGAUGAGCCUGGAGGUGGUCCUGAUGUCAAGAAGGAGAUUCUACCAAGUCUAGAGCCUGUUAAAAUGCCAGAAGCUGGUGAAGGACAACCACAGAUUUAA